AUGUCGUCAAUAGAACAAACUGGUGCACACAAACAGAACGAACAUGAAUAUGAUCCUACAGAUAUAAUACUAAAUGCAUCUGGUGUUGAAUUUUUAAACCAAGUAGAUGGUAUAGAUGCAAGAAUUUCAUUACAUAGAAAUGAAAACUAUCAUACUCCAGAUAGGAUAAGCUCUGAUAUAAGUCAGAGGCGGAAAGUACAUACAGACAUUCUUAAAGAGAGAAAAGAACGUUUAGAUAGAGACAAAGGACAAUCAAAGAGUUUUGAUACAGUGAUUAAACAUGGUGGCAAUGAGGAUUGGCUCAAACCACGAGUGGUAUAUCAAACACCAACGUAUUCAGAAAAACAAAUAAACAAGCGCAUAGAUACAACCAAAGGAACGAAGGAGUAUAAAGAUGCGGAGAAUUAUAGUUUGCCAAUGAAAAGUGGAAGAAAUAGACGUGUAUCCGAUUUAGAAUGUAUGUUUGAAACCAAAGAAGAGAGGAGUUUAACAUCUGAAUUUAUGGAAGAAGAGGAAAGAAAAUUGUCUUUGAUCACAGAUAGAAGGAAGGAGUUGCAAGAAAUGAUAGAAAUUGAAAGAUUACAACAACUGAAGAUAGAACAAGAGAAACAGAGAAAAAUGGAAGAAAUCAGAGAACAGGAAAGGGUUUUAGAACAAUACGAAUUGAGGAGCAGAGAGUUACAAUUACGUGAAAACAAAUUAAAAGAUUAUGAGAAGAUGAUAGAUUCAAAGAUGGAACGAUUGCAUCUUAUUAGUGAUACAUUAGACAAAGAAAAUAUGGAACACAAAAGAGAAAAUGAUGUAUCUGAAACUCUUAAGAAGAAAUAUGAAGAGAUCAGAAGAAGGGAGAUGGCUAUUGCAAAGAAGGAAAAAGUGUUAGAACAGAAAGAUUAUUUGCUGAAAAAGAGAAUAAACUUACUGAAAGAUUGGCAAUAUGAAGAAAGAGAAACAGAAAGAGUUCAACAAAAAUAUGAAUCGGACAUUCAUGAUAUGAUGAAUGAUUACUUAGAGGAAGGAUUUCAUACAUUACCACGGCAAAGCAGUAAUGAGAUACAUACAUUUGGACCAAAGUUAAUCAUCAGCCAAUUUUCAGGGUCAGAUCCGAAACCAAGAUCCGAAUCUUCGUUAGAAGAAUGGAAAAGAGAAAUUGAGAGCAUCAUUGCAACAAAAUUGUACAAAGAACAUGUAGUUGCUCAAGCUAUUAGACAAUCGUUAAGAGGUCAAGCGAAGAAAGUGCUGAUAAAUCUAAGUCCUGUGGCUACACUAAUUGAUAUUGUGUCUCGAGUUGAAGAUUUCUUUGGCGAUCUUUCAAGUCAGCAAAUUAUAUUCACUGAAUUUUACACAGCUGAACGGAAACCAGAGGAAUCAGUUGCAGACUGGGGUCUUCGUCUGGAAGAAAUUCUUCUGUUAGCAUCAACAAAAAGGUUCAUUCCUGAAAAAGACAGAAAAGAAAUGUUAAAAGAUAAAUUUUGGAGAUCUUUAUAUAAUAUAGACAUUAAAUAUGCAACUCGUACUAGUUUUGAGAGCAGCGACUCAUUUGAAGUGUUAAGGAGAAAAGCUAGAGCUGAGGAGAAUGAAAUAAAGGUUACAAAACAGAGACGACAAACUGUUCAGCAUAAUCAAAUGUCAACUGUAGAAAAGGACAAUAAAGAAGACAUUAUUAAACAACUUAUGAAGAAAAUGGAAAACUUAGAAAGGCAUUUAGAGGAAGUAAAGAGAGAAAAAGAGAAACCUAGUAGAUACGAUUCUAGUAACCAAUAA
Molecule: messenger RNA, 1761 nt
Organism: Ruditapes philippinarum (Manila clam)
Lineage: Eukaryota; Metazoa; Mollusca; Bivalvia; Venerida; Veneridae
Product: trichohyalin-like
Exons: 1
Coding region: 1-1761 (586 amino acids)
Source: RefSeq, a predicted model, not a curated record